This is a messenger RNA of Spinacia oleracea (spinach), 3211 nucleotides long. Its product is annotated as putative pentatricopeptide repeat-containing protein At1g56570. Bases 403 to 2217 code for a protein of 604 amino acids. The record is from RefSeq and is a predicted model, not a curated record. Gene Ontology annotation, biological process: RNA modification. Gene Ontology annotation, molecular function: RNA binding; protein binding. NCBI's taxonomy places the organism in Eukaryota, Viridiplantae, Streptophyta, Magnoliopsida, Caryophyllales, Amaranthaceae. The transcript is spliced from 2 exons.
AAUGCAAAAGAGCAAACCCGAUAGAAAACUUUCCAUAGUUAUUUGCUUGUAACUUCCUUGCAAAACUAUUUGUUUUCAUGUCAUUUCAUAACAAUUCCAACCAUUUUUCGUUGAGUAUUUUGUUUUCCCACACAAAAUGAACUGAUUUUUUUUUUUUUUUGGGAAAUAAGAAAACACUCUCAUAUUUUUCAGCGAAGGUUUAACUUUAAAAUGCACUAAUUUAAAAUGUGAACCAUACUCUUCUUGUUCCUAGCUUCUGGGUUCUGACUUCUGACAGCUUCAAUGGCUUCCCUCCAAAUUCUUCAUUUCUUCACAAAAUGACUUCCGCAAGUCAAACCUGUAAAAUUCAAAUUCCAUACUGUUUGUUUUCUGGGUUUUUAUUUUUGACGUUGCACACAAGAAAUGAACACUAUCAAACCAUCUUCCCCUUACAUUCGUCCAAUCCCAUCAAUGGUUCUCAAUGCACUUCAUUGUACCCAAUCUAAACCUAACCCAUCAUUCUCACCCAAAUACCCAUCAAUUUUAGCUACUAAUAUCAUCAAAUCAUACUUUGACAAGGGUGUAAUCAAGGAAGCACGCAAACUGUUCGACGAAAUGCCUGACAGAGAUGUUGUUACCUGGACGGCCAUGAUAACUGGUUACACAUCCUGCAAUUACGAAUCCUUUGCUUGGAAUAUAUUCUAUGAGAUGUUGAAGGAAGGGGUUAAGCCGAAUGCAUUUACAGUUUCCAGUGUGUUGAAGUGUUGUAAAGGGAUGAAGUGUUACUCUUGUGGGGCUUUGGUUCAUGGACUUUCUGUUAAGCAUGGUUUGGUGGGUUCCAUUUAUGUGGAUAACUCUUUGAUGGAUGUUUAUGGUACGUGUUGUAGUUCUAUGGAUGAGGCAUGCUUGGUUUUUCGCGAUGUCUAUCCGAAAACUAGUGUUUCAUGGACAACUUUGAUUGCAGGAUACACUCAUAGAGGUGAUGGAUAUGGUGGACUAAGAGCUUUCCAGCAGAUGUUAUCUGAGGGAGCUGAGCAAAGUGCAUUUAGUUUCUCAAUUGCUGUAAAAGCUUGUGCUUUGACUGGCGCGAGUUCCCAUGGCGGGCAACUACAUGCCACAAGUGUUAAAUAUGGACUUAAUUCAAGUCUACCUGUCAUGAAUUCCAUUAUAGACAUGUAUUGUUGGUUUCAAUGUCUAUCAGAAGCUAGUCAAUGCUUCAAUGAGAUGCCUCAGAAGGACAUAAUAUCCUGGAACACUUUGAUUUCUGGCUACAAAAGAUCAAAUUCUACCAUGUGUCUUUCUCUAUUUACCUCAAUGGAGUCACAAGGUUUUACUCCGAAUUGCUUCACAUUCACGAGUGUUGUAGCAGCAUGUGCCGAUUUAUCAAUUUUAACUUGUGGGCAGCAAAUUCAUGCAAAUAUUCUCCGUAAAGGUCUUGAUAGGAACAUGGCAAUAGGGAAUUCCCUCAUAGAUAUGUAUGCAAAAUGUGGAAGUAUUAGUGAUUCAAGGAAAAUAUUUGAGUUGUUGUCUUUUAAAGACUUGGUUUCUUGGACCUCUAUGAUGAUUGCUUAUGGAGUACAUGGUUAUGGAGUGGAAUCUGUCAAAUUGUUCGACGAAAUGGUGAAAUCAGGCAUCCGUCCUGAUAGAGUCGUGUUCAUGACUGUUCUAAGUGCUUGCAGCCAUGCUGGUCUUGUAAAUGAAGGUCUUAUGUAUUUUGACUCAAUGAAAACAGAGUAUAAUAUAAUUCCAGAUCAGGAUAUAUACGGAUGUGUGGUAGAUUUACUGGGGCGAGCUGGGAAAGUUGAAGCAGCUUAUGAACUGAUACAAAAUAUGCCGGUAAAUCCCAAUGACUCUGUUUGGGGGGCACUUCUUGGAUCUUGUAAGGCACAUAAGCUUCCAAAUCUGGGUAAGUUGGCUGCCCAAUUUAUGUUAGAGGCUAAGCCGGAUAUGGCUAGGACUUACCUGUUGCUGUCAAAUUUGUAUGCAUCAGAAGGGGAAUGGAAAGAUUUUGCGAAAAUGAGGAAAUUAAUGAAAGGAUUAGGAGGUAGGAAAGAGCCUGGUUGUAGUUGGAUUGAGUUGAAAAAUGAUGUUUACAGCUUUGCGGUUGGAGAUAAGGUAGGGCCUCAAACUGAGAGGGUUUACGAGGUUUUGAGCAUGAUGAUUCUGCAUAUGGAAGUAGCAGGAUAUGUUCCUGAUAUAGACUAUUCUUUACAUGAAUUUGAAGACGGGAUAUCAUGAAAGGCACACUCUGAUCACAUGUUCAGUAACGCUUAUACAUGGAUUGCAUCUGUUUAUACAUGGAUUGCAUCUGUUUUGUGGGAGAAAAUUGGAAAUCUGGGUUGCAUAGCAAAUUGUUGCAGAAUGAGUGUUGACUGAAGGAACGGAGCGUUGUAGAAUAUAGGACAUGGAAGUAUAAAUCAAGUCAUUCUGGAGGAUUUGUCAACCGAAGGUGAAAUUUUCAUUUCUAAGCAAACAUUUCAGAGCAGGAACUCAGAAACACAUACAAUUAUACAAAGUUACAUUCUGAAUCAUCUAUCCUUUAUCCUUUGGUAACAUUUUAUGCAGGGUUGAGGACUUGAGGCCUCUGUUAUCGAACUAUUUGCUGAUGCAGAUUGCUUGAUUAAAUCCACUCAAGUUUUGUCUCAUUCUCAUCAUAGUAAGUUUGAUCCUGGAAUUGUGGUAGCUCAAGCAGGUUGUUUUGGAAGCAGGAAAACCUAAUAGUAAGUUUGAUCCUGACAUUAUCUGAAAUGUGCCAGAAUAUUCAGAGUAUUUGUUCUCUGAAAAAACUUUCACAACUGGUUAUUGGAGGAAGCGAGGAAGCCCAAAACUUAUAUUUAAGAGAAUUUGCAGAAGUGGAAACUGUUGAGUUUAGGAGCAUUUUGUUUGCAUCUAAAGGAGAGAAGCGCAAAGAGAGAUGAUUGGGGAAAGGUCACUUGAAAGAAUUAUGGAACCAUCAACUCAGAAAUCAGAUAGAUGCCACUCAGCUGUACUUUGUGCAUGAAAUUUCUGAAAUCCUGAUAUUUCUCCUUUUGAGAAGGUAAAUAACCUGUAUAACUUCCUUCUAUGUCUCGGAUUCAAACCAGCAGGCAGCAGUCAUCAUAGGCUGCCAUGGUUUCAGAAAAGAUAUUAUUCGCAUUUUGUAUAAUUUCCACUCUUUUUGUAUAAGAAAUCUCCCAUGUAUACUCACUACACAUCCACAGAAAGCUGUUUCUUCAUGUCCGAAUUUCAGUAA